AUGGUCGGUCCACCCGUCAGCGCCCGCGAUCGCCUUCGUCACCAGCACGUCCCGCUGAUCUCGCCUCCGGACGAGGACAUAGUCCAGCAUAUGCCGAUGACGCUAUCAAGGAUGCCUCCAGGUAGCCUUCUCUCGCUCCGGCAGACAGAAGAACGUGUUCGUCAGGAUGAAGCGGUGUUCUGCUCAGGUGCGCAGGAGCAUCAGUCCAUAGUCGUUGGAGCCGCGGAGACCAUGGGGACCCAACACUCCUCUCCAGGCAGUGUGGUCUGUGCCAACGCGGGCGUUGAAAUCACCAAGGACAAUCAACUUGUCCGCAUUCGACACAGACGCCAAGAGGGCGUGCAGGUCCUCGUAGAUUUUGUCUCUUGCGUCGGCGUCGGGACUGCUCAUCGGCGGAGAGUAGGCGCUGAUGAUGGUGGCGAAUUUGCCCCCCCCCCCACCCCCGCCGGAGAGGCAGACGGAGGCUCAUCAGGCGAUCGUUGA
Molecule: messenger RNA, 483 nt
Organism: Spirometra erinaceieuropaei
Lineage: Eukaryota; Metazoa; Platyhelminthes; Cestoda; Diphyllobothriidea; Diphyllobothriidae
Source: the annotation of a GenBank genome assembly